UUGUAAAAAAGGAACAGUGUGUGAUAUGGGCGAGGCAUCUUGUGUUGUGUUGGAGUCCUAUUUCAGCUGUCUGAUCGUCCAUAUAGUGUUGAUAGUGUGUAAAUUGUGCAACAAUGUUUUCUAUUAGUUGAAGUUGUGUGUAUUUUUGCUCACACAGCCUGGUUGUUCCUGCUAGCCUACCCUGACAAACAAGCUAGCCGGGGUCAUUUCAGGUGAAAGUACAGCCGAGUCCAGCUCCCUCAAAGCCGGCUGAGGUCGACUCCGGCUGCCGUGGAGGAGGAAUGGACACACAGGGGCACCACCGCUGACAGCCGGACAUCAUCGACACAUAAGCGCCUGGUUGUUCCUGCUAGCCUACCCUGACAAACAAGCUAGCCGGGGUCAUUUCAGGUGAAAGUACAGCCGAGUCCAGCUCCCUCAAAGCCGGCUGAGGUCGACUCCGGCUGCCGUGGAGGAGGAAUGGACACACAGGGGCACCACCGCUGACAGCCGGACAUCAUCGACACAUAAGCGCCAGGUUGGUGCCUGGGUUGCCUUUAAGAUGACGUCUCGUCCUUGAAUCCCCAUCAGUAUGUCAGACUCAGCUGAAAAUUACUCUCCCCGCUGGACAGAUGAGGCUCUUCAAAAUGGGUACAUACCGAGUUACCUGGACAAAGACGAGCUGUGUGUAGUCUGUGGGGACAAAGCCACAGGCUAUCAUUAUCGCUGUAUUACCUGCGAAGGCUGUAAGGGAUUCUUUAGGCGUACGAUACAGAAAAACCUCAACCCAACCUACGCUUGUAAGUACGAGGGAAAAUGUGCCAUCGACAAAGUGACCAGAAACCAGUGCCAGGAGUGUCGCUUCAAGAAGUGCUUAUCGGUCGGAAUGGCUACGGACUUGGUGUUGGAUGAGGGCAAGAGGCUUGCCAAGCGCAAGCUGAUUGAGGAAAACCGUGAGCGGCGUCGCAAGGAAGAACUACAGAAAACGGCGUGGGAUCGAAUGGAUCCUACUCAGGAAGAGUGGGACUUGAUCCACAUGGUUACCGAGGCCCACAUGGCCACAAAUGCACAAGGAAACCACUGGAAGCAGAAGCGGAAAUUCUUGGUCGAGGAAACAAUGCUUCUUAAUGAAAUAACAUGUAAUUUAUUCUAUACUUCUGACCAGAGUGCAGCAGGGGUGAAGGAAACUAAGCCUACCAAUAUUGGUCAUUCAUCAACGGUGAAUAACUCUGAAGGAAAUAAAGUGGACUUAGAGGCUUUCAGCCAGUUUACUAAGAUUAUCACCCCUGCCAUAACCCGAGUGGUGGACUUUGCCAAAAAACUACCCAUGUUUUGUGAGCUGCCAUGUGAAGACCAGAUCAUCCUUCUGAAAGGCUGCUGCAUGGAGAUCAUGUCACUGCGAGCUGCUGUUCGCUACGAUCCAGAGAGUGAGACCCUCACGUUGAACGGAGAGAUGGCUGUCACGCGAGGUCAGCUUAAGAACGGAGGUCUGGGCGUCGUUUCGGACGCGAUUUUUGACCUUGGCGUGUCCCUCUCUUCUUUCGACUUGGAUGAUUCCGAGGUGGCUCUUCUACAAGCCGUCAUUCUGCUUUCGUCUGACCGACCGGGCUUGGGUAACGUGCAGCAAAUUGAGCGCUGCCAGGAGGAGUUCCUGCUGGCGUUCGAACACUAUAUCAACCACCGCAAACACAAAGUCGCUUAUUUCUGGCCCAAGCUGCUCAUGAAGGUGACGGACCUUCGAAUGAUCGGCGCCUGCCAUGCCAGCCGAUUCCUUCACAUGAAGGUUGAGUGUCCCAACGAGUUGUUCCCGCCUCUCUUCCUGGAGGUUUUUGAGGACUGAACAGUCCAUUCAAUGACAUUAAUGUAUGUGUGUGUGUGUGUGUGUGUGUGUGUGUGUCACCACGUGGACACCCUUAGCUCUUUCAAAUACAGGUCGAUCACCUUUGAAUAAGCACAAAUGAAUGUCACCACAUUCCAUAGCUUUGUCGUUGUCAUGUUGUUGUCAUGGGGUCUUAACACUGAAAUCUGACCAGAAUUUACUAUUCGUACAUGUGGCGAAAAUGCGUAAUACUUUUCUUUUUAGUCAGCAUUUGGUAAAUGCUUGUACGGUAACUGCUUAGUCAAUAAAGAUACAUCCAAGUAGUGUCAGCGAACAAGCUAAACGUCACUUAUUAGAUAAAAACACGAUUAAAAGCACAGACAAGAAGUGACGUUAGCCGCAUUUCAACACUUUGCACUCCCAUAUCAUCACUCUACCACUAAACACGUCUUAUCUACCGUAUUUUUCGGAGUAUAAGUCGCUCCAGAGUAUAAGUCGCACCUGCCGAAAAUGCAUAAUAAAGAAGGAAAAAAACAUAUAUAAGUCGCACUGGAGUAUAAGUCCCAUUUUUGGGGGGAAAUUUAUUUGAUAAAACCCAACAUCAAGAAUAGACAUUUGAAAGGCAAUUUAAAAUACUUAAUGAAUAGUGAACAACAGGCUGAAUAAGUGUACGUUAUAUGACGCAUAAAUAACAACUGAGAAGGUACCUGGUAAGUUAACAUAACAUAUUAUGGUAAGAGUCAUUCAAAUAACUAUAACAUAUAGAACAUGCUAUACGUUUACCAAACAAUCUGUCGCUUUUAAUAGCUAAAUCCCGUGAAAUCUUAUACGUCUAGUCUCUUACGUGAAUGAGCUAAAUAAUGUUAUUUGACAUUUUAUGGUAAUGUGUUAAUAAUUUCACACAUAAGUCGCUCCUGAGUAUAAGUCGCACCCCCGGCCAAACUAUGAAAAAAAACUGCGACUUAUAGUCUGAAAAAUACGGUCGUAAAUAUAUUGUUGCAUGCACAUCAACGUUUUUACUUCCACACAAGUACACUCAAAUAUAUAUAUUUUUAUUGCAAGCUCAGCAUUAAAUGGUUCAGUCAGUGACAAAACAUUGAACAAUCAAUGAAUCAAGUCACGUACAAUUCGUUUGAAAAACUGACUUUUUACAGCGUCGAAAUGUACUAGUACUGUACCUCGGUUUUUCUUAGUACACCCGGCCUUCGUUUAUCACGGUUAUUCGGUAAGCUACCGUAAAAUGAUCUGACAAAUUUUCGCGAAGUAAAAUCAUUAUUAAUGAACCAAUAUCAAUGGCUGUCUGUUUAUCUGUGUUGGCCCUGCGAUGAUGUGGCAACUUGUCCAAGGUGUACCCUGCUUUUCGAAUGAAUGCAACUGGGAUAGACUCCACCCACCCACGGGAAGAGGAUAGAAAAUGGAUGGAUGGAUAUUUUCAUAGAGCGUCUAAAUAUGUUUUUUUUAUUAUUAUUAGAGCCCUCUAAACAGUCCUUUCACCCAAUACAGUGGCUUUGAGUUCUAUGUCCGUAGUUAAGUUAAAGUACCAAUGAUUGUCACACCGACACUAAUUUGUCCUCUGCCUUUGACCCAUCACCCUUGUUCACCCCCUGGGAGGUGAGGGGAGCAGUGGGCAGCAGCGGUGGACGCGCCCGGGAAUCAUUUUUGGUGAUUUAACCCCAAUUCCAACCCUUGAUGCUGAGUGCCAAGCAGGGAGGUAAUGGGUACCAUUUUUAUAGUCUUUGGUAUGACUUCAUGGGGUUUGAAGUCAAGACCUACCGAUCUCAGGACGGACACUCUAACCACUAGGCCACUGAGAAGUUCAGACGCUUGGAGGAUCCUCCAAGCUGUCACCCGGCCACUACAACAGGGCCACGACAUAGAAAUGCUUCAUCACAUCCUGGGUAAUUCCUCAAUGUUGUUACUGGGGCUUCCAUAUGCAUAAAUUGUUCUGCAAGAUUGGUCGACUCCACUGUAGCUGGGAUGUUAGCAUUCGGUGUUGUUAGCAUUACACAUCGCUCAAAGCUGUGUUCUUGAUGUGGAAGGUGAAGUGCAUCAGAAGAGUUUAUCUCCUCUUUGGCCAGACAGCUGCUGGCAAUUGGUAGUUUAUAUAGUGGGGCUUGACAAUUGAUUGAAUUUGUCGUCUUCCGCCCGAAUGCAGCUGAGAUAGGCUCCAGCACCCCCAUGCUCCCCCAAAAGGGACAAGCGGUAGAAAAUGGAUGGAUUUUGAUUAUGGCUUCCCACGAUCAUAAAAUAUUAUAUUCGGGGAAAGGAAAACGAUAAAUAGGCCGCGCGACGUGCAUGCAGAUUUUUGAUCUUCUGAAGAUUAAACCAAUGAGUGAAAGAAGAGCACGUCUGAAUUAAACAUGAAGUGAAUUAUAUAUUUAUAUAGCGCUUUUCUCUAGUGACUCAAAGCGCAUUACAUAGUGAAACCCAAUAUCUAAGUUACGUUUAAACCAGUGUGGGUGGCCCUGGGAACAGGUGGGUAAAGUGUCUUGCCCAAGGACACAAUGGCAGUGACUAGGAUGGCGGAAGCGGGGAUCGUACCUGGAACCUUCAAGUUGCUGGCACGGCCACUUUACCAACCGAGCUAUACCGCAAAGUUUGGGAUGUUACCAUGGUUACUACUUUUAUUUGACACAGUGCUAGAAUUCCUAAUCAAUAAUCACAAAAUUCAACAAAAAAAUUAAGGCAUAAUAUUUCCGCGUUCAUGUGACCGCAGAAACAAAGAAUUGGCCAAUAACACCGAAUCUGCCUUUACAUGUAUGUUGUCAUUUGUGUUACAUUUAUGCUAGCAUUCAUGUUACAUGUAUGGUGUCAUUUAUGUUACAUGUAUGUUGUCAUUUAUGUUGCAUGUAUGGUGUCAUUUAUGUUACAUGUAUGUUGUCAUUUAUGUUGCAUGUAUGCUAGCAUUCAAGUUACAUGUAUGCUAGCAUUUUUGAUACAUUUAUGCUAGCAUUCAUGUUACAUGUAUGCUAACAUAUGUUACAUGUAUGCUAGCAUUUAUGUUACAGGUAUGCAAGCAUUUAUGUUACAUGUAUGCUAGCAUUUAUGUUACAUGUAUGCUAGCAUUUAUGUUACAUGUAUGCUAAUAUAUAUGUUACAUGUAUGCUAACAUAUUUGUUAUAUGUAUGCUAACAUAUUUGUUAUAUGUAUGCUAACAUAUGUUACAUGUAUGUUAACAUAUGUUACAUGUAUGCUAACAUAUAUGUUACAUGUAUGUUAACAUAUGUUACAUGUAUGCUAACAUUUUUGUAUGUAUGCUAACAUAUGUUACAUGUAUGCUAGCAUUUAUGUUACAUGUAUGCUAGAAUUUAUGUUACAUGUAUGCUAACAUAUGCUACAUGUAUGCUAGCAUUUAUGUUACAUGCAUGCUAGAAUUUAUGUUACAUGUAUGCUAACAUAUAUGUUACAUGUAUGCUAACAUAUAUGUUACAUGUAUGCUAACAUAUAUGUUACAUGUAUGCUAACAUAUAUGUUACAUGUAUGCUUACAUAUAUGUUACAUGUAUGCUAGAAUUUAUGUUACAUGUAUGCUAGCAUUUAUGUUACAUGUAUGCUAGCAUAUAUGUUACAUGUAUGCUUACAUAUGUUACAUGUAUGCUAGCAUUUAUGUUACAUGUAUGCUAGCAUUUAUGUUACAUGUAUGCUAACAUAUAUGUCACAUGUAUGCUAGCAUUUAUGUUACAUGUAUGCUAGCAUUUAUGUCACAUAUAUGCUAACAUAUAUGUGACAUGUAUGCUAGCAUAUAUGUUACAUGCAUGCUUACAUAUAUGUUGCAUGUAUGCUAGCAUGUAUGUUACAUGCAUGCUUACAUAUAUGUUACAUGUAUGCUAGCAUUAAUGUUACAUGUAUGCUAGCAUUUAUGUUACAUGUAUGCUAACAUAUAUGUUACAUUUAUGCUAGCAUAUAUGUUACAUCCAUGCUUACAUAUAUGUUACAUGUAUGCUAGCAUUUAUGUUACAUGUAUGCUAACAUAUAUGUUACAUGUAUGCUAGCAUUUAUGUUACUUGCAUGCUAGCAUUUAUGUUACAUGUAUGCUAGUAUAUAUGUUACAUGUAUGCUAAGAUAUAUGUUACAUGUAUGCUAGCAUUUAUGUUACAUGGAUGCUAGCAUUUAUGUUACAUGUAUGCUAACAUAUAUGUUACAUGUAUGCUAGCAUAUAUGGUACAUGUAUGCUAGCAUAUAUGUUACAUGUAUGCGAGCAUAUAUGGUACAUGUAUGCUAGCAUAUAUGUUACAUGCAUGCUUACAUAUAUGUUACAUGUAUGCUAGCAUUUAUGUUACAUGUAUGCUAGCCUUUAUGUUACAUGUAUGCUAGCAAGGCCACGCUCAUGGGCAUCAGCACAAAUAGACUUAAUUUACGACUUUGUUCACCUCAAAAAGGCUUAACACGCAGAUGAAUACAGUAAGUGCAGAUUUUGAGUUCUCUGGCGUCAGCCGAGAAGACGACCAAACUUGAAUAUCCAGAGAGGGAGUAAAUGUAAGAAUGUUUCCAUAGGUGAACCAGCGGAAGGGUAAUUAGCAUUGGAUUCUUUGUUUGGACACCUGAAUGUGAAACGAUUUAGUUUUUUAGACGCAACGUAUGACCGACCGUACAAUAAAGGGAACAAACUUGUAUUCCGUCAAAACCCUUCGGGAAGCAGGACUUGGGGGAAACCGAGGUACAGUACUUGUAUGUCAAACGAGACAGCAUCUCAUCUAUAAAUGUCUUUCAAAGAACUCAUUCCAAAAUGUUCAUCUUGUGCUGUCAAGUCAAUAUUCCACCUUUGUUUUACAUUUCAGGUGUUGGACAAAUGCAACUAUUAUUUUCUGCGGAAGGUUUUUUUGUGCCAAAACUAACAAGAGAUUUGCAACAUUUAAUUUUGUACUCAUGUCCUCGUCGUCAGUCUUCACUGUGACGUAUUUCUAGCACUUGAGGAUGGGUACCUUUAACACUUAUCUCUAUGUGUUAGUAAAUAUUCAUUUGUUUUCAUCAUGAAAUAUUUUUCUAUUUAUUAAUCAGUGAUAAUGAUAACCGUGCCGUCCAAUUGUUGCAUAUCUUUGUUUUCUUACAUGAAUGAGUCUCAUUUGCAAGUAUUAUAAAGUGGUCUUUUGCAUGCAGUUGCAAUUCCAAGACGUUCGAUGGCAGUAUUGCAUCGGCUUGCAUAGGGUAGUCCCGCUCGAUGUGCCAGACUCGUCUCUUGUUGAGCCCUGCAAAGUGUUUAUACUGUAAGUAUUGUACUUAUUACAUACCAGCUGUUUAAUUGUAACACGCAUCGCAGUUGUAGUUUUGAUGAGCAUGCAUAUAGCAUGCAUAUGGCGUAUCCAAUGACAAUUCGCAUCAAGUAGUUUGAAAGAGUGACGCCUUGCAUAUCAAUGCUGUCUCUUGCUUUAUUGCCUCGGAAAAUGACAUCAUUACCUAGAUUCCCCAACUGGACUUGACGUCACGUGCAAUAAAAGUAUGGUGUAGUAUAGUACCGCUUGAUUUUACGUGAAUUGGUGAUUUAUAGUAUCGACAUAAUUCAGUCAGUAAGUACAGAUUUUGGUACCCAUCCCUAAUUGCCGUGCAGAAAUAUUGACAGUCAACAAUUGGAUGCUUCUAGACCACAGACCACAGCUUUUUCCCCUUCUUCUUCAACGUAGAACAGUUUAGUUUUUCAUAUGCACAAUGUAUAACCUGUAAGUGUCUACCACAUGGUGGUCGGUGGCCCGCGUGGACUCGUCUCAGAAUGAGAUGGAAAAGGAACAAUCUUUGCUUUUAAGUGUUUUGUUGCUGAGCUGAAACAUUCGAGAUGAUGUCGGGGGAUGUGAAAGCAUGUUAUUUAUAACACAUGUUGUCUUUUGACGCUGCGUCUCGGCAGCGAGUUGUGAUUUAUUUUGUGCGAAAUCAUGUCUCUGUGCGAGCGGUAUAGACGUGUGUUGCAGUGUUUGACCGACUUGGACCUCAAAAAGUGGACACUUUCCAAUAAAUGCACAGACAAUCAAAGGUUUGGCAAAGAAAAAAACGAAACUGCUCAGUCUGGAAUGAAUUGA
Nerophis ophidion (straightnose pipefish) is the source of this 7805-nucleotide messenger RNA. RefSeq names its product thyroid hormone receptor beta (gene thrb). The record is from RefSeq and is a predicted model, not a curated record. Gene Ontology annotation, biological process: negative regulation of transcription by RNA polymerase II; cell differentiation; retinoic acid receptor signaling pathway. NCBI's taxonomy places the organism in Eukaryota, Metazoa, Chordata, Actinopteri, Syngnathiformes, Syngnathidae. Bases 572 to 1819 code for a protein of 415 amino acids. The transcript is spliced from 11 exons. Gene Ontology annotation, molecular function: RNA polymerase II cis-regulatory region sequence-specific DNA binding; nuclear receptor activity; zinc ion binding.